AUGGCUGUAAAUAGGAAAAAUAGGCCUUUGGAUCAUUCUUUACAUAAACAAUUGGGUAAAUAUAAGCAUAAUAUAGUAAAUAAUCUUAAAAAUAAAGAUAUAAAAAGAAAAGCUGUUUAUGAAGGAACAAGGAAAAAAGGUGUUGGAGUAGAUGACCUUACACUAUUGUCAGUAAUUAACGAUGAAUCUAUUAAUGAUAAUUUGAAAAAAAGAUUUCAAAAUAAAGAAAUUUAUACAUAUAUUGGAAAUGUUCUUAUUAGUGUAAAUCCUUUUCAGGAUCUUGGAAUAUAUACUAAUGAGGUUUUGCAAUCUUAUCGAGGAAAAAAUAGAUUGGAAGAGAAACCUCAUGUGUAUGCUAUUGCAGAAAGUGCAUUUUAUAAUAUGGUUUCAUAUAAAGAAAAUCAGUGUAUUAUUAUUAGUGGGGAGUCUGGUGCUGGAAAAACAGAAGCAGCAAAGCGUAUUAUGCAAUAUAUUGCAUGCAUUUCUUCUGGAAAUUCUCAAAUUGAAGAAAUUAAAAAUAUUGUUCUUGCAACUAAUCCAUUGCUUGAGUCAUUUGGAUGUGCAAAAACUCUUAGAAAUGAUAAUUCAUCACGUCAUGGGAAAUAUUUAGAAAUUCUCUUUAAUUCUCGUUCAGAACCAAUAGGUGCAAAUAUUACAAAUUAUUUACUUGAAAAAAGUAGAGUUGUUUCUCAAAUAAAAAAUGAACGAAAUUUUCAUAUAUUUUAUCAAUUCACAAAAUGUGCUAAUCAGUAUUAUAGAGAAGAAAAUUAUGGUAUUCAGCAGCCUGGUGCAUAUUUUUAUACCAGCGUUUCGGAUUGCUUUACUGUUGAUGGAAUAGAUGAUUCGUCUAAUUUUUUCGAAACCUGUAAGGCAAUGGAAACUAUAGGGCUUUCUUUAGAUGAUAAAAAUAAUAUAUUUCGUAUGCUUUCUAUAAUUUUAUGGCUUGGUAACGUUCAGUUUCAAGAAGAUCAGGAUGGAAAUGCUGUUAUUUUUGAUAAUUCAGUUACAAGGUUCAUUGCUUAUCUUAUGGACGUAGAUGUUGAAUCUGUCAAUAAAGCAUUAACUACUCGUGUUUUGGAAACGCAAAGAGGAGGACGUAGAGGGUCUAUUUACGAUGUUCCAUUGAAUCCAUUGCAAGCUAAUUCUACAAAAGACGCAUUGGCAAAAUCUAUUUAUAAUAACUUAUUUGAAUGGAUAUUAAAAGAAAUCAAUUUAAGUAUGAAAGCACGUGAAGAUGUUUCAUAUACAAUAGGAAUUUUGGAUAUUUAUGGAUUUGAAGUUUUCGAAAAUAAUAAUUUUGAACAAAUUUGUAUUAAUUAUGUUAAUGAAAAAUUACAACAAAUUUUUGUUCAUCUUACUCUAAAGGCUGAACAAGAAGAAUAUGUUCGUGAAAAAAUCAAAUGGACUCCAAUAAAUUAUUUUAAUAAUAAGAUUGUAUGUGAUCUUAUUGAAGAAAAAUAUCCACCUGGGAUAUUUGCAGCUUUAAAUGACACUGUGGCCAGUGUGCAUGCUGAUUCUAUUGCUGCUGAUAGUUCAUUUAUUCAAAAGCUUAGUUUUUUAGUAUCUAACCCUCAUUUUGAACAGAGACAAAAUCAAUUUAUUAUUAAACACUAUGCAGGAGAUGUAAUAUAUACUGCACAUGGGAUGACAGAAAAAAAUAAGGACAAUAUGCUUAAGGAUCUUCUUAAUUUGAUUAUUAAGAGUGAUGAUUCAUUUUUACACGAAUUGUUUCCAGAAAAAAUAAAUACAAAUUCUAAAAAAAGACCGCCUACUUCUGUAGAUAGAAUAAAGGAAUCAGCAAAUAAUUUAGUAAAUAGUUUAAUGAAAUGUCAGCCUUCUUAUAUUAGGACUAUUAAGCCUAAUUCUACUAAAUCUCCUGUAGAAUAUGAUGAGAAAGAAGUUCUUCAUCAAAUAAAAUAUUUAGGUUUACGGGAAAAUAUAAGAAUCAGAAGAGCUGGAUUUGCAUAUAGACAAACAUUUAAUAAAUUUGUUGAAAGGUUUUAUUUAUUAUCACGUAAAUGUAGUUAUGCGGGUGAAUACAUUUGGAAAGAUAGUUUUUGUUUAGCUUGUGAGCAAAUUUUCAAAGAUGUUGGUAUUCCUGUUUCAGAAUAUCAGAUAGGAAUAACAAAAGUAUUUAUUAAGCAUCCAGAAACUAUUUUUUCUUUGGAAGCAAUGAGAGAUAAAUAUUGGCAUAAUAUGGCUAUUAGAAUACAGAGAGCAUGGCGUAAUUAUUUAAAAUAUCGUAAUGAAUGUGCUAUAAAAAUUCAAAGGACAUGGAGAAAGAAUAAAGAUAUCUUAUAUUAUAUUGAACUUCGAAAUCAAGGUCAUCAGAUUCUUGGAGGAAGAAAAGAAAGACGUAAAGCUAGUCUGUUGUAUAGUAGAUGUUUUAUGGGUGAUUAUAUGGAUAUUAAUUCUAAUGGAGAUUUGGGAGAAAUGUAUAAAAAUGCUUUUGAUAUUAAUGACACUAAAAAUGUAGAAUUUUCCUGUACAAUUGAGCUUUUAUGCUCUAAACUUGGCAGGUCUAGUAAACAAAAACCAAAACAGCUUAUUAUGACAAGUAAUAUGAUAUAUAUUUUUUCAACAAUUAUUAUUAAUAAACAGCUUAAUGUUCUUCUCGAAAGAUCCAUUAAGUUAAAGGAAAUUCGUUGUGUAGCUCUUUCAUGUUUAUGUGAUGAUUGGGUCUGUAUUAAGCUUGAUAGUAAAAAUGAGUCUGAUCUUUUUUUUUCUUGUGUUUUUAAAACGGAAUUUGUAACUCGUCUAAAGCUUAUAUUGCAUAAUUUGGCUCUUCAGAUAGGGUCUAGUAUUGAAUAUAAUAAAAGACCUGGAAAAAUUUCUACUGUUAAAUUUAUUAUAGAUUCAAAGAUUCCUGUUAAUGAUAUAUAUAAAAGUGGUAUUGUAUAUGUUCUUCCUGGAGAACCAUCUAAUAGUCUUUCAAAAUAUUCUUUGAGAAAAGUUAUAUCGAAUCAACCAGUAAGAGUUAAUAGUAGAUUGAAAACACCAUUAGUACCCGCAAAAUAUUUUGCUUCUGAUGCCAAUUUUUCAAAGGAGCAAUAUGCAUGUUUUUUAUCGACUAAAACAUCAUCAUCUUUGCCUGUAAAUCAUGUUAAACCUUAUUAUAUUGCCUUAUAUGACUUUGAAGGUCAGAAUUCUAAUGAAAUGUCUUUUAGGAAAAAUGAGAUUUUGGAUAUUAUACAUAAAGAAAGUAAUGGUUGGUGGUUGGCAAGAAAAAAUGGAAUAGAAGGAUGGGUUCCUGAAAACUACUUAAAGGAAGAAAAGCCUAGACCGCAAAUACCUUUGACUGUUAUGCGUCCAUCUUUGGCUAUGGGUGGCAAAAGUAAUGAUUUUUCGUCUGAGAUACAAAAAUUAAAGAUUUCAAAAUCGAGCUUGUCUGAGCCCAAGCAAACUCAUGAACCUGUAAAUUAUACACCAUCUAUACCUGCGCGUCCAUCGAAAUUAAAAUAUAAUGUGAACAAAAAAGGCUAUACUAGUGCCUUCGUUGAUGAACUUCGAGAGCGUAUGAAUUCUUAG
Messenger RNA from Pneumocystis jirovecii RU7, 3528 nucleotides. RefSeq lists its product as uncharacterized. NCBI's taxonomy places the organism in Eukaryota, Fungi, Ascomycota, Pneumocystomycetes, Pneumocystales, Pneumocystaceae. Gene Ontology annotation, molecular function: microfilament motor activity; actin filament binding; ATP binding. Gene Ontology annotation, biological process: actin filament organization; endocytosis; vesicle transport along actin filament. The coding region runs from base 1 to 3528 and encodes 1175 amino acids. The record is from RefSeq and is a predicted model, not a curated record. Gene Ontology annotation, cellular component: actin cortical patch; actin cytoskeleton; vesicle. The transcript is spliced from 13 exons.